Molecule: messenger RNA, 1257 nt
Organism: Zingiber officinale
Lineage: Eukaryota; Viridiplantae; Streptophyta; Magnoliopsida; Zingiberales; Zingiberaceae
Exons: 8
Coding region: 1-1257 (418 amino acids)
Source: RefSeq, a predicted model, not a curated record
AUGACUUCUAAGCGUCGAAGUAAAAGAAAAUCUCGCUUUAAACUUCAAACUGAGAUUGAUAUGCAGCCAUCAGCUAUGUGUACAAAUCACACAGAUCGACAUUCAAUUGAACAAGGUACCUUGAAUAACCAUAGAGAUGCAGCUUCAAAUCAAUUCCAUGUUGAUCUACAAGAUCAUAUCCCACAUGUUGAAAAUAAUUCUGCAGUUCCAGACCAAAAUGAUGAUAUGAACGACAAAUCUAAUGAAGAUAGUGAUGAUGUACUUCGUAAUACUAAUAGGAAAAAAAGAGGUCCUACGUUCAUGAAAGAAAUUUGGGGUCGACCUAGCACAUUACCACGCAUUGAGAUUACAUGUGAUGAUAUGGGACGUCCUAUAGGAACAAAAAGAAAUAAAUUUACUGAUUUCUUAGGGUCUUUGGCAAGAAAUGGUAAGUAUUGUCCAAUUGAUGUGGAAAAUUGGCAUAAAAUGCCAACGGAAAAAAAGAAAGACAUGUUAAAUGUUAUAAAGGAAAAGUAUAAUCUUCCUCCGGGGACAGAAAAUUGGACACUACACUCAAUAGCAAAAAAAUGGAGAAACUGGAAGUCAGAACUUAAAAAGUACUAUAAUCCUGAAUUAUCAAUUCAAGUCCUUUUAGAACAGAGAGAUGAAAGAGCUCAUGCUGAACAGUAUAUGGGACUAAUUACUUUUUGGAACAAAGAAAAAUCAAAGGAAAUGUGCGAAAAAAAUAAAGCUGCCAGAAAGCACAAGAUCAUGCAUCAACCCACUGGAAGGACAUCUUUUGCUCAAGUGCAACACAAAUUGGAAAAAGAAAAGGGUCAUCCUCCAUCACGAGUUGAAUUAUUCCAGGCUUGCUUUACUCAUGCUUUACUCAUGCCAAUGGAAGUCCUUCAAGCCGCAAUGAAUGAAUUAACAAAUCAACUUCCUGAAGAUUCUAAUGAUCCAGUGAAUCAGAAUGAUAUAUUUGCUCAAAUCAUGGGACCAGAUAGACCUGGUCGAGUACGUAUGCUUGGUGAUGGUGUUAGUCCAUCUGAUUUGUGGGGAGAAGUUCCUAGUCGUGGCACAUGCAAUCGACUAGUGAUGGAACAACAGACAAAAUUAGAAAAAAUGGAUGAGCAAAUUAAAAAGCAAGGCCAACAUAUUGCAAUGUUAGAAGCUAAAAUUUCUGAUCAAUCAAACCAGAGUCAUUUUUCAAAUUGCAAUAGUAAUCAACACACAUCACCAAAUAGUAAUCCACAAUUAUUGGAUGCUCUGUUUUGA